Bombina bombina (fire-bellied toad) is the source of this 1380-nucleotide messenger RNA. Its product is annotated as gastrula zinc finger protein XlCGF26.1-like. Lineage: Eukaryota; Metazoa; Chordata; Amphibia; Anura; Bombinatoridae. The record is from RefSeq and is a predicted model, not a curated record. The transcript has 2 exons. The annotation marks the transcript as partial.
AAGUCUAGCCAAAUGAUUCAUACAAAGGAGAAAUCUUUCAAAUCUACAGAAUGUGAGAAAAGCUUUAGCUGGAAGUCUCAUCUACUAGAACACCACAAAAUACACACAGGUGAGAAACCAGACACAUGUACUGAGUGUGGCAAAUGUUUUACACAAAAGAAUCAUCUGAAAACUCAUGAAAGGAUUCACACAGGAGAAAAGCCUUUCACAUGUACAGAGUGUGGAAAAUGUUUUACACAAAUAAAUAAUCUGAAAAAUCAUGAAAGGAUUCACACAGGAGAAAAGCCAUUCACAUGUACAGAGUGUGGAAAAAGUUUUACAGAAAAGGGUGAUCUGAAAAAGCAUGAAAGGAUUCACCAUGGAGAAAAGCCUUUCACAUGUACAGAGUGUGGAAAAUGUUUUACACUAAUGCAUCAUCUGAAAACUCAUGAAAGGAUUCACACAGGAGAAAAGCCUUUCACAUGUACAGAGUGUGGGAAAUGUUUUACACUAAUGCAUAAUCUGAAAACUCAUGAAAGGAUUCACACAGGAGAAAAGCCUUUCACAUGUACAGAGUGUGGAAAAUGUUUUACACAAAUAAAUAAUCUGAAAAAUCAUGAAAGGAUUCACACAGGAGAAAAGCCAUUCACAUGUACAGAGUGUGGAAAAAGUUUUACAGAAAAGGGUGAUCUGAAAAAGCAUGAAAGGAUUCACACACGAGAAAAGCCUUUCACAUGUACAGAGUGUGGAAAACGUUUUACACAAAAGAGUAGUCUGAAAACUCAUGAAAGGAUUCACACAGGGGAAAAGCCUUUCACAUGUACAGAGUGUGGAAAAUGUUUUACAGAAAAGAGUAGUCUGAAAAACCAUGAAAGGAAUCACACAGGAGAAAAGCCUUUCACAUGUACAGAGUGUGGAAAAUGUUUUACACUAAUGCAUAAUCUGAAAACUCAUGAAAGGAUUCACACAGGAGAAAAGCCUUUCACAUGUACAGAGUGUGGGAAAUGUUUUACACUAAUGCAUAAUCUGAAAACUCAUGAAAGGAUUCACACAGGAGAAAAGCCUUUCACAUGUACAGAGUGUGGAAAACAUUUUACACAAAUGAUGAAUCUGAAACAUCAUGAGAGGAGUCACACAGGAGAAAAGCCUUUCACGUGUACAGAGUGUGGAAAAAGUUUUACACAGAUGGAUCAUCUGAAAACUCAUGAAAGUAUUCACAAAGGAGAAAAACGUUUACAUUGCAAUCUUGAUCCAGUAUUGUAUCUGGCACCAGAAACGUCUGACACAUGGGCAGUCAAUGAAGUAAUGGCUAAUUGUGGGUUUGCGCAGAGAACACUUAAUACAUCUGUUUGGAUACGUAAGGUUCCAAUGUGCCAAGCGUGCCGGGGUAAUCACCGUUAA